Molecule: messenger RNA, 1243 nt
Organism: Papaver somniferum (opium poppy)
Lineage: Eukaryota; Viridiplantae; Streptophyta; Magnoliopsida; Ranunculales; Papaveraceae
Product: patellin-4-like
Exons: 4
Molecular function (GO): lipid binding
Source: RefSeq, a predicted model, not a curated record
AUCCGAUUUGCGAGAAGAUGUUAUAGACAAGAGACAUUUCUCUUUUCUCUAUGGGGAGUUCCUUUAUUGCCUGGUGAAGAUCACGAAGGUACGGAUGUUAUCCUCCUGAAGUUCUUACGAGCUCGAGAUUUCAAAGUUUUAGAGGCAUUCGAACUGCUUCAAAAAACAUUGAUAUGGAGGAAAGAAUUCGGCACUGACGGAAUUGUUGAAGAGGAUUUUGGACGUGAUCUGAAAAAUGUUGCUUUCUUAGAUGGUUCAGAUAAACAAGGGCAGCCAUUGUCUUAUAUGGUUUAUGGAGCAUUUAAAGAUAAAGAUUUAUAUCAAAGUAUGUUUGGGUGUGUGGAUUCGGAUAAGUUCGUAAGAUGGAGGGUGCAAUGCAUUGAAAGGGGAAUUGAGAAUUUGAAUUUUAAGGAUGGUAGAAUAAAUUCUAUUGUUCACAUUACAGACUUAAAGGCUUCUCCAGGACCAGACAUGAAGGAAUUGCAUUCUGCUAGCAAGAAAGCAAUCACAUUGCUUCAAGACAAGUACCCUGAAAUCAUUUACAUAAAUGUUCCAUUUUGGUACUACGCUUACCAUGCGCUAUCAUCACGAAUGCUAACUCAAAGAAUGAAAAACAAAUUCAUAUUUGCCCGACCAUCUAAAGUUGCAAAAACCCUUCUAAAAUAUAUAGCACCUGAAUACAUCCCAGUACAAUAUGGUGGACUAAAGAGAGAAAAUGACCAAGAAUUUACGCCUUCUGAUCAAGUUUCGUAUGCGACUGUUGAAGGAGGCACCAUUGAAACAAUCAAAUUCCCCUUCAGUGAGCCGGGGGUGACAAUUGUAUGGGACAUAACAGUGGUUGGAUGGGAAAUGACCUACCAAGAAGAAUUCAUUCCAGAUGAUGAAGGGUCGUAUAAAAUUGUAAUCCAAUCGGAAAGGAAAAUGUCAGCAACUGUUAGGAGCUCGUACUACAUUAAUGAACCUGGGAAAAUACAGAUAAUCAUUACUAACAACACUUUUAAGAAGAAGAAAAUUCUAUACAGAUCAGAAUUUAAACCUACUAUACCCAUGUAUGUUAAAACUAGAUAGUCAUUUCCAUUUUGUUUCUCUUAGCAGGAAAAAGCAUAUGUUGUGAAAAAAUUGUAGCUCUAUUGAGCAGAUUGUUAUUAUCUAUCCGUAAGAAGGCUAUUAUUGGGGCGUCACAUUCCAUUAGAGGAGCGUCACCUAAUAGGACAACAACGGGUCACCCAUAAAUAAUAUCAAA